Messenger RNA from Rubroshorea leprosula, 530 nucleotides. NCBI's taxonomy places the organism in Eukaryota, Viridiplantae, Streptophyta, Magnoliopsida, Malvales, Dipterocarpaceae. The record is from the annotation of a GenBank genome assembly.
UUCUAGGCGUUUCAAUUGGGGUUAGCACCCAAGUCGGUACCUCCACCUCACGUAAACGGGGAUUUUCUGGUGGCUAUCGGAUUGGAUUCGUUCCGUUGGAAGCUAAAGGAGACACAACAGUGAAUGACAGUCGGAGUCAAUGCCAUGGAGGCACUUGGAGAGGUUACGCGCGCUUUGCCCUACAGAUUACUUGCGCCCUUCAGGUUGCUGGCCGAAACGUCCUCCGAUUCCGACCCCGUCGACGCUGUCAUCUUCGUCGGACUGUCUUUGGUGCUCGGAAUUGGUUCCAGGCAUGUUCUGGGCGGCACCAAAUUCCCUUACACUGUUGCUUUGCUCAUCAUCGGAAUCGCUCUUGGAUCUUUAGGUUUGCGUCAUCUUCACUUUCACCGUUCUUUAGCUUAGCAUCAGUUAAAUUGUUUGCUCUUGACGCACAGGCACGGAGCCCGAGAAUAAGCAAGUACCAUUUAAAAAUAUAUAUGGUAAAAAUAAGUCUUUUUACUUAUUUAUAAGAUUAAAAUUUUAACAUCUUA